Styela clava is the source of this 3667-nucleotide messenger RNA. RefSeq lists its product as uncharacterized. Gene Ontology annotation, biological process: neuron projection development. NCBI's taxonomy places the organism in Eukaryota, Metazoa, Chordata, Ascidiacea, Stolidobranchia, Styelidae. Gene Ontology annotation, cellular component: plasma membrane. The record is from RefSeq and is a predicted model, not a curated record.
UAGUAUGAAAAUCGAAUGAUCAUAAUUUUUACCUUUUUAACAAUGUUAUAUACAGAAGUGAAUAGGUUUGAAAACGUUACAUUGUCAGCAUUGCUAGAUAUAAGUCAAAUCUGAACAUCUUUUUCGAGUCGUAUUGAAAUUAAUAAGAUUUAGUGUCAACAAUAUCUAAUAUAGAUUCCUCAAGGAAUUGAAAAGAUCAUGCGAUGUGGCGGGGUGCUACUUCUGCUAAUUUUUAUAACGUGGGCUAGUAUUGGAUUGUACGUUGGAGGAGGAUAUUCCGGUCUUGCUGGAACAUUAAUUUUGUUUGAAAAGUAUGGACCCGUGGAAGGUCGAGGUAAUCCUGCAACAGAUCCGGAACCAGACAUGUGGGUGAAUCCAGAAACAAAUAAAUGGGAACCGAGAAACCCAAAUAAUCCAGGAAACAGAGUGCCUCAAGCAUUCAAGAUUUGCCAAUACUUCCUCGUUGCAUGGGCGAUAUUUAUGUUUAUUAACACAAUUGUGUUCAUCGUCGAUUCUAUGAGAAGUAGAAAGGCCAUUCAAAGUCGAAUAUACGUUGGGAGCCGAGUUGGGGAUUCUUCAAUUAGCUGUACGGCGUGGCUUACCGGAUACAGCGUCUUCCUUGCUAUAUUUUGGUUCAUUCAAGCAGGCUUCGCGGUUUUGCCUCUCGUUGAAUACAGAAUCACUAUGCAAAGAUGUUGGGAUUUGAAUAAUCCAUCGUUUUCUGUGGUCUCCGAUCAAAAUAUUUGUGUGGAUCUAGUGCAGUAUGGCUUAAUCAUGUUCCGAGAGACGAAUGAUGCCGGAUUCGCUCUUGUAUGUGGACCUGGAGGAAACUAUAAUCCUCAGAGAGGAGAUCUGAAAGGUUUUUGUGAUUCGUAUUAUCCUACGUUUGCUGCUUUCAUCGUCUGUUUUGCUGGAGCUUCAAUUGGAAUGAUUGCUAUGAUUCUUUUUGCGAUUCAUCACAGUACAAACUUUGCAUAUCUGAAAAUCAGACGAUAUGAGGGUCCAAUAGCCGAAGCUUAUUUACAAACUCCGAAAAAAUCAAUAGAAAGACCUCCUAGUCGACCAAGGAAAUCAGACCCUCCACGCAACCACCCUUCCAUGUCUGGACCUACAGGGUACAUGUACGACACUGAGGUCCCUGCUAGAUCGAAUGGAACGAAUAUGUACAAUCCUAAUUAUGAUUCUGGUAUCGCUGCAUCCGCCAGAGCAGCGCAGCCGAGACAGCCUGUCCCAGAAGUUAUGGCAUUUCAACGAUAUCACCCAGAUGAAGAAGAUGAAGCAAUAGAAAUGAGAACAAUGUCAAGAUAUAGUGACGAUGAAGAUCGACAUCCAGAAAAAGAGUCACAUAGAAGCUAUGAGGAACCAUCCCCUCCUCCAUAUAACCACGAUAGUGACGAACCAUCGGCAACACGUGACUCAAGGAAGCGCGGCAGAAGACGACACGGUCGUCGUCCUCGCCACACAGACAGAAAAAGAUCUCGCUCUAGAUCUGAAAAAUCAGGUGGUCGUAGCAGACACGAGAGAGCCUCAUCGGAUGAAAUGGAAAGCGUUGGGUAUUCCAGCUCGCACAGAACAGGGCGAGGACGCCAUCAUAACAGUGAAGAUGAUGAAAGGAGCGCUCGGCGUUCCACUGACGACGAACAUUAUUCCAGGUCUAGUAAAAGUAGAAAACGUAGAGAACAACCCACUAGAGCGGACAGUAGGGGAAAGUUAUAUGAGCAGGACGAAGAUUCUCCAGCCAGUGAUUAUUAUAUGAAUGAAGACAGAAGAAGGGGGAGAGCCGGUUAUUGAUUCCGAGCCAUAAAAGCAUGCCAAAAACUGACAAUAAAAUGAGUUGCAGUAAAUAACACUCUCAAUUUAGUUCGCACUGUUGACAGUAAACACUAUCGGAGUAAAUACCUGGAAUUUGCAAUUCAUUGGAUUUCCAACAGCCCGAGUUUCAUAAUUUCGCCUAAAAUAGGACCUGGUGGUUAAUUUCAUUUGGUUUCAAUAUACAUAGUUCUAUGUCCUAAUUUUUUAAGAGGUGUGCCACUGUUCAACCAUUGAUUUAUGACUUUAUAUAUGAUUUUAUACUUAAUAUAGAAAUCGCUUAUUUCGUAUCGCACAGAAGUACGUCUACAAACGAAUCCAGCUCCACCGUUCCCCUCUCACUCUAAAUGAAAAGUAUAUUCAGUCACAUACGGUGCGAUGGUUUAGUUCAUUCAGACUAGUUAUGAGCCUUUGUUCAUCCAAACAGUUUAUUAUUGUGUGGACUGAUAUAUUCAAAUAAUCUGAUAAAUUCUUCAAUGAACCAGUUGAUUCGUCUCAUUAAAUUAUGUGCGGAAAAAUUUGAGUAAAAUCCUCCUUUUUAUUAACUAUCAUGCCAGUAUUUACGUUUUUUAAAUAUAAUUACAGUACACUUAGAAAUUAAAAUAGUAAUUUAAGAAACAUACAAAAAAUUAUUCACCGUCAUAUUCGAUACAUUCAUAUAUUGUGAAAUUUAAAAAAAAAUUUAAAUACUUUGUUUCGCCAAUUUCAAUUAUCCUCGUUUGCAUAAAGCCACAAGUUUAGUUAUUAAUUAUACAGUAGGUACAAUUUGGCGCUGGAGGAAGAACGACUAAAUGAAUAACGCAUUUACGAUAUAUGCCACGCAAAAGACCAAUGUAUGGUCUUUCCUACUUUUUCGUUUCGAGAGUUCGAUGAAAAAAACUACCACAAGGUUUAGGCUCCUUACCACAAUCCGCCAAUUCCUACUUCCGUUUAUUUGUGUAUUAUACUAUUUUAAAACUCCCGAAAUCUUGAUAAACACUGAAUUAAUGAACAGUUUCUUUGGUUGAUUUUUCUAUGAAAAUGAUGGCGUUGGACUAAUGUUUAUAUCUUGUUAUAAAAAGGUAAUUCUGUUUAAUAUUUAAUUCUCUUGUUCUUGUUGUUUUAGAAAAGAACAAAAUUUAUUGCUUUUGCAAUUAUUGCAUUUUGUACUUUUGCGUUUUAUGUAUUCAGCGGUUCAGUGAAUGAUAAACUUGGAAUAGGAACUGGUAAAAAUGCCCAAAACAUUCGAAUUGUUUAGUCAAUAACUAAAGGACCGAGUAAUCAGAAUGCUGGAUGACAGUUCUGACCAUAUUUUACAUGUGAACAAUGGAGGAAACAACUCAUAUUAUGACAUAAUUGUCAGCUUUCAAAUUUUACAAAUAUCCAAAAUAACAAAUAUUAUAUUUAACGUGUAGGUACUAUUAAUUAUAAUCAGAUAAAUCUGUAUAUGUUUCAAUUUAAAUCGUUUGUUUCAGGUGCAAAACAAAACCAUAGUGCGCAUACUCUGUGUAUAUUUUCAAAUAUUAGUCUAAUUACUUGACUAUUGACUGUGUGAUUCAUUCUCAAUCAUUGUAAAAAUUUAAUUUAAUCAAUUUUAGUUUGAAAAAGAAUCGACUAAAAUUUAGUCUUAUUUAUAUUAUUUUCUUUCUUUCAAUUUUUUAAAUAUUUUUGAAUAAUCCAUUUUCAACGCAAACAUUCUUUGGUCAUUGAUCGGCCUCUGAUAAUUCUCGCUUUUGUAUUCUGGUGCACAUGCGGUCUUCUUUGAUCAUGUAUAUUCCUGCGAUAACCUUUUCCGAGGUUCUUUUAAUAAUUUCUUUUUUAGUAUAAUUUCAUAUCUAUAAUUUCACUUUUCUUGGUAAAUACACGAUCGCGGUCAAAA